Molecule: messenger RNA, 233 nt
Organism: Funneliformis caledonium
Lineage: Eukaryota; Fungi; Glomeromycota; Glomeromycetes; Glomerales; Glomeraceae
Source: the annotation of a GenBank genome assembly
UUCCAAUAGUCCCAGGACAUCCUGUAGAAUCUAUACGCCUUAAAAAACUAAGGUCAAGAGUUGAAGAGUUAGUUGGAGUAUCGAAUUUCCCUGGUGCGCAACCAACUAGUUUCUGUUCCAAGCAAAUACAAGAAUUGAAAAAUGAAGAUUAUUAUGUUUGUGAGCAAACAGACAGAACACUUGUAUUAGCUUAUAUUACAUGUGAUAGUCCUGGGAACCCAGCUGUUUUUUUG